Messenger RNA from Humulus lupulus (European hop), 2493 nucleotides. Its product is annotated as N-acetylglucosaminyl-phosphatidylinositol biosynthetic protein gpi1. The record is from RefSeq and is a predicted model, not a curated record. Gene Ontology annotation, cellular component: membrane. The coding region runs from base 207 to 2312 and encodes 701 amino acids. The transcript is spliced from 9 exons. Lineage: Eukaryota; Viridiplantae; Streptophyta; Magnoliopsida; Rosales; Cannabaceae. Gene Ontology annotation, biological process: GPI anchor biosynthetic process.
UAUCCAAUUCGAACUCCCACUGUGAAAGAACUCGUCCUCAAGUUCUCAACUUGAGCGCAUCGAUCUGAAUCACACCUUCUUCUCUCGGUUCCCAACGUUUCGUCAUUCAUCUCUCUCUACGCCGUUGUCGCCGCCGUUAGCUGGCCGUAACUGAACUCCGGCAAUGGCAACGAUCGAGUCGUCGUCGUCGUGAUUUGACGGUGAAAAUGAGAAGGAAGUGUAGGGUUUGGUGGCCGAAGGAGCUCUCCCUAAACGCAACAUCGCCCUCUAAAUACUUCUUGUUCGGCUGGUUCGUUUCUUCCUCUUCCAAUUAUCUCGACGUUGUAGUGGCCUUUGCCACCAGUGAUGCUUCGCUUUCUGGUUUGGAACCUGGGCUCGAGGGAAUUCUCCAUGAAACAAACGAAAAAAUGCCAAUGUCAUUACAGGAUAAAUCAGGGCUCACUUUAUUAGGUCAUUUUGCUGUUGGCAUUGGCAACAAUGGCGAAUUGUCAAGAGUUGGAAGGGGAGAAGAUGAUGAGUCGAAGUCUGGUCGAGAUAUAUAUGGAAAGAACUUUGGACGAUGGUCUUGCGAGUGUCAUAAACUUGAUGGGUUUGUAGAACAAGAUAGACAGAUUUCUAAGGGAAAUAGUUGGAUCCAGCUUGUUUCUUGUUCUCAUGAAAAGUUUGGAAGAGACAUUUUUAGCAUUCCUAAAUUGCAUCACAUUCAUUGGAAUGGUCAGAUAGUAUCGCAUUGUGAUGUUCACUUUAUAUUUUAUGAGACACCAGCAUAUGGAUCUCACCAUUUCUCAUCACAUUCUUGGAGUUCAUAUGAACAAGUGAAAGCUCCUCUCAGAAAGCCCAAAUGGGUUGAAGCACUUCACCAGAAGCAGCCACUUUGUGACUUGGACACUACCAUUCUGGCUAUUAAUUGUGCCACAGCUGCUAGGGUCUUAUUCAGGAGACAUUUGGAUGUGAAAAGAUCUGUUUCUUGGAAUUUUGCCUUCUUGUGGCAUCUAUUUGCUGUGUCUGUGGCUUCAAUGUCCUCUGUACUUUAUAUCAGUCUUCAGUCCCUUUACAGGCUCUUGAGUUACACAUCAACCUCAUGGAUAUACAUUACAUCAACCAAGGUAUUCCACACGGCUGGGUUAAAUAUUAGAAUUCGAUGCUCUCAAAUCUUGUACUGGCCAAUCUUCCUUCAAGAUAGGGGCAUUAGGUCUUUAUCAUGUGUGGAAUAUGCGGAGAUAGCUGCUUUGCGGAGGCAUUCUAUGUGGUCAAGUUUAGCCGCUGAUAUUUUUCUUGGAAAUUUGAUUGGUUUUGUACUGCUGUUUCAUGCUGAAUCUGCCAGCUUCUGGGUUGUUAACGUUGCUGAUGAAAUUAUGAACAAGUUAUUGCGUUCAGGUUGUGUGUGGUUGAUGGGGGUCCCUGCAGGUUUCAAGUUAAACACAGAACUUGCAGCAGUACUUGGCACGGUUUCACUUAAUACAGUGCAGAUUUGGUCAACUCUUUGGAUCUUCAUGGGUUUUGAUGUCAUCUUUAUAAUUAAAGGCCUUGCUAUCUUGAGUAUCAUUUUUGGUGUGACUUUACCUGCUGCUUUGAUCAUAGAUUUGAUUGCUCUAGCAACGUUACAUGUGUCAAGUAUCCAUUGCGUGAUCUCACUUUUGUAUUCAACUCAGAUACAAGCAAUAGCAUCUUUGUGGCGCCUUUUCAGGGGUCAAAAAUGGAAUCCUCUUCGAAAUAGAUUAGACAGCUAUGACUACACUGUGAAGCAGCACAUUGUUGGAUCGCUUCUGUUUACACCACUCCUGCUUUUACUGCCAACAACUUCUGUUUUCUAUAUCUUCUUUAGUAUUUUGGACACAACCAUAAGCCUCAUAUGUAUGUUUAUUAGAGUUGCUAUGUCAGUUAUUCAUGCUACGCCAUAUGUCGAAGGUUUUCUUCGGUUGGUUCGGCCAAGAAGAUUUCCCUCUGGCAUAUGGUUUGAUGUAGUGUCAUGUCAGUAUGAUACCUGUGAUUCUUCAGAAGGGGUCAACUCUUCCUCUGAGAACUUGCAGAUGAAAAAGGACAUCACCAAGGAAAAAGCUUCUUCUAUGAUUUCAUUUGUCCACAGCAACGUCAUGACUCUAGGACAAGUAGUCUUGCCUCACUACAAAAGUAUUUUUUCGGGCAUUUCUCGAUCGUCUAUUUCUGCUUCAGCUUAUGGGGUCCUCACUGGGAAAAGAAUGGGGUCUACCUUGGUGGCUGAUCUUCCUUCACCGAUGCCAUGGAUGUUCAUCCCUUACAAGCAGUAUUGGUUCCUCUGCCGUGAUUCGAUUUUGGCAAAGCCGCAGACAUGAUCUAACAGAGAGUGUUUUCUUAAAUUUACCCCAUUCUUCUAGCUCACUGAUGGAUCUUCCCACUUUUUUGCUGUGAUUCUUUAUAUUCAGUUUUGAAGUCUAUUCUAGGUGUGAGGCCGUGUAGAUUAUAUACAGUUCUUUUUCUCUAGAGUAUUAUAACAAAGAAAAACUGUUGAGGUUU